GACCUCGCUUGUUAAGCUGGAAGAUCAUUGAACCAUAUGAGGGUCAAUAAAAGAAUACAAAGUCACCGGUUGGUGAUUUCGGUACAAGGAACUUAAUCGUAGUUGAGUAUCUGUGUCCAUAUGCUGCUGGCCAUCAAAAGGGGAGUGUUUGAUCUUCAGCAGCUUGCCCUUCCUCAGGAUGGUUUCUGGAAAACUGAUCAAGCUCCUGGUUUUUGAGCUUUUCGAGUUUGCUGCUUUCUCCAUUCCCACGCUUGUGAUUGUGGAACAGUUUGCCACCAACUAUCAAACAAAGACGGGGAGCCCUGAGAAAACACAUUAUUGGCUGAUUGUUUCCUGUUCGAUUGCCUAUGUGGCUUCAGUGACUCUGCUGAUUUGGGUUCCCAUAAAAGUUCUCUUAUACAGGAAGCAUGCCUUUUCCAAAAAAAUUAAAGGAUGGAGACCUGUUAUGAUGAUGUGUGUUAUACUCACCACACUUCCCAGCUUCAGCUUUUCUAUCGCAGGGACUGAGGUUCAAAAGAGUAUUAAUGGUUCUGCGGAGAACUUACCUGAUACCUUACCUGAUCUGCCCGUUUCUCUGGUUCUGACUUCCUUGAUUGUGGUGGAUAUUAUUGAAAAACUCAGGAUAUAUUCUCUUAGAAGGUGGCAAAAUUGUAAUGAACUUGGAUAUGUCUAUACAACCACUUUGCACCAAGUAAAAACCGUAAUGGACCAAGUGAAGCAAAAGGAAGAAAAUACUUCGUCUCCGCAGCCAGCCAGGAGGACCGAGGCAUCACAGCCAUGGGGACAAAGCACACAGAGCCCUGCUCCAGCGCUGGGAGAACCCCAGGAGCCCUCCUUCCACUCGGGAAUCCUGGGAACCAUGUCCCAUCAGGACUAUCGUGCCCAGAUCAUCCUGUGGAGCUUUCUGCUGUGGUCUGACACCAUAGAAAUGGUGCGCGUGGCUGGCCACCCUGAUGUGUAUAAGUCAGGCUGGCUGUACCCAGUCUACAUAUUCAGUUUUAUUUCUCUCCUUCGGAUGAUAUUAACUCCUCAGAACCCUCUUCAGAAUUCCCUGGGCGUCUUUCUCCAAGACUUACCCUUUAUUUUUAUUAGACUUAGUUUAAUCAUUGCCCUGGGAACUAUCACACCGGUAUUGGGCCUUUGUAAAAACAUGCUAGUGACUCUCUCUCAUGUUUACUUCAAUUACUUAUCCAAAUUCAGAGCUUUCUCUACCUUUGAAAUGUCUUCGUUUUAAAAAGAAAGUGGAAUAGGGCCACCUGGGUGGCUCAGUUGGUUAAGCAUCUGACUUCAGCUCAGGUCAUGAUCUCAUAGCUCAUGGGUUUGAGCCCCGCGUUGGGCUCUGUGAUGACAGCUCAGAGGUAUAAAUUUUUGUCCUAUGGAAAGAAAUGAGGAAUACAUUGUAGAGAAUAAACUGUUUUUAAUAAGGGUAGCUUAUCACUUUUUGAAAAGUAUAUUCAACUGAUGUUAAAUUUAAGCAACGUUUUAUUCUUAUAAGUUAACUCACCUGGAUCUCUAGAAAAUGUUAGUAAUUUUAGUUAGUUAUGUAUACUGCACUUUUUCUAAAAACACUCUUCAUUAAAGUCUUAAAAAAAUUAGAACAUGUUUUCCCACUAAGUCCAAGAAUGAUAUUUUUAUCAUUUAUAUAAAUUAAAGAGCAUUGCAAGAAUGAAUUAGAUAGAACUAUUUUUUUAGAAAAUAUACCUGAUGUUAUUGAAUAAGUUUUAGAUUAUACUUGAAAAAAUUUGAACGGUAGAGUCACCUGGAUGACUUUAGUUGGUUAAGCGUCCAACGCUUGGUUUUGGCUCAGGUCAUGAUCUCACAGUUCAUGAUCUCCAGUCCCGUAUUGGGUUCUAUGUUGCCGGUGCAGAGCCUGCUUGGGAUUUUCUCUCUCUCUCUCUCUCUCUCUCUCUCUCUCCCUCCUUCUCUCCCCCUCCCCUGCUCGCCCUCCCUGUCUCUCUCAAAAUAAAUAAAUAGGCAUUUUUAAAGAGAUAUAAAACAUUUAUUAAAAAAUGUUUUUGAGCUGUAGUUUUAAGGUCUCCUUCAAACAUGGAACUAUGUUCUUUAAUCUGCUGUGGCAAGCGACUUUUAUGUAAUUGACUGAUUUCAGCAUAAACAGCAAUUCAGUUUAACAGAUGUUUGGUUCAGUUUAAGGCAUAGCCCUUUGCUCAUACUGAAGUACUAAUAUACAUAUUGUUAAAUGUAAUGAAGUCUAGGUACAUCAGUAGCACCUAAAGUUUUAUCAUAGAAAGAGGCCAUAAAUUGAAGGUUUGGAUUUCAAAGAAUAUUUUAUUUGUGGAAUUUCAUACCAUCAUAAAAAUAGUCACAAGCCCUGUUUAAAAAUUUUUUAAUGUUUAUUUAUUUUGGAGAGAGAGACACAGCAUGAAUGGGGGAGGGGCAGAGAGAGAGAGAGAGAGAGAGAGAGAGAGAGAGACAAGAAUCUGAAGUAGGCACUAAGCUCUGAGCCGUCAGCACGGAGCAUAAUGUGGGGCUGGAAUCACAAAGGGCGAGAUCAUGACCUGAGCUGAAGUCCCACACUUAACCAACUGAGCCACCCAGGUGCCCCACAACCCUGUUCAAAAUUAGAAGUUCAGGUUAUGAACAUAACAGCAAAUGCAUCUGUGCUGUAUGUGAUAAUAUAUACUGAAUGCCUUGAUGUGAAGUAAUUAGAUGCAUAAUUAUAUCAUUUGUCUUCACAACUUGGUGACACUUGUGGAUAUUCAGCUGCCAGAACGAUUUGAGAGGCUUAUGUGUGCAGAGUAAUGUGUCAAACUAGCCAGUCUCUUCAAUGAUCUGUGGCAACAAAUAUGGUAAGAAUGGAUAACAGAACUUGCAUGCUAGCCCUUGUCUCCAUCAAAGUCCCCAAUCUCGCAGAUCCCCUAUGCUUUAUGGGCUUUCUUCCCACUAUAAGAGGUCUGUUUACGCUUCUUUAAAAGCUUAGCUUCUGGCUUUAUGGCUUUGGGUAAGUUCUUUGACCACUGUAAACCCUAGUUUCCACAUCUAAAACAAAAGCAUAAUAAUCUUACCUUAAUAGGUUAGAAUUGUACUUUAAUAGGUUGAUGAGGAUUACAUGAGAUAGGAAAUGCUGUCAUCAUAUUGUCUGGCAAACAAUAAUAACUUGAUAAACUAAGUAUUUCAAAUGUGCCACAUUAACCAUUUUAUUUAUGAAAAAUAAUAUGUAAAAUCUCAAGGUCACCUUAGGUUAUAAUUUUUCACCAAGUAGCAUGAGGUCCAAAAAUGAGCAAUCUACUGAAUAUACAGAUUAAAGUUGAUAUGAGUAUUCACUCGUCAGGCAUUUGAUUGUCCCUCCUGAGUUCUUAUAGUGCUAAUUAUAGUGCUCUAUUAAGACUUUAUUUGAGGGUUUACUUUUCUGAGUUCCCCAUUAAUGCUUAAAUUCCUUAAAGGAAGUCCUGAUGGUGUCUUGUGGGUUUCCCUCUUCAUCUGUCAAUCCAACAGGCACUUAUGAUACUUAGAACUCUAAAAAAUUGAGAAUUCAAAUAAUCUCUUUCAAAUUAUGCCAUGAUAAUCUUUUUUAAUUAAGAAAAAUGUGUAGGUGAAGUAGUUGAUUCGUAAUUUUCUUAAAUCUGAAAACAUUUGACAUACAUUUAUAUUUAUCUUUAUAUUGGAAUUUAUAGAGUGACCAGUGGUCAGACAAACUCUAAAGUAUUACUUACUGGAAUUUAGAAUGUGUUUUGUGUUUAAUAGUUGAAUAUGGAUAUACCUGGCCUACUGGGAAGUCACAACACUUUAUACAAACAGUAAAGAGAUGUACAUGUAGAGGAAAAUUAUUGAGUAACAAUUUAAUAUUUUAUUUCAAGAGUAUACACAUGUUUAUAAAGUUCAAGUCUAUGAUAGUCUUUCAUUUCAAUGCCUUUCAGAAGUUUUAAUUAAAAGAUUUUUAAAUUGAA
This is a messenger RNA of Leopardus geoffroyi (Geoffroy's cat), 3905 nucleotides long. It is a transcript of the gene TMEM236, whose product is annotated as transmembrane protein 236. The record is from RefSeq and is a predicted model, not a curated record. NCBI's taxonomy places the organism in Eukaryota, Metazoa, Chordata, Mammalia, Carnivora, Felidae. Bases 179 to 1234 code for a protein of 351 amino acids. The transcript has 4 exons.